GGUAUAAAUGGAGCUUCAAUGGGGUGUACCAUGGUCAGUUUCGAUUGUAACGCAAAAAUAUGUACAAAGUUGUAUUGUUUAUGUGUAUUGGAUAUGCUGCGUCCAUUCCGCUCAAGGAAGACACGAGAAUAGUAGGAGGAGAAGAUGUGGACAUAAAGGAGAUACCGUACCAAGUGUCGCUGUUGAGUAGAGGCAGACACAUGUGUGGUGGUGCUAUCAUCGACACUGAUCUCGUCAUAACCGCGGCUCAUUGUGUUAUUGGGAGCUCCGUGAAGAACCUCCAAAUAAGGGCAGGGUCAUCAUCAAGCCAAACAGGGGGUGAGCUGUACCAAGUCGGUGACUAUGCGUGGAAUCCCGACUUCACAUACAACAAAAUGGACAGUGACAUUGCUAUAUUAUGGCUAACCAAACCUCUGGAGUAUAGUGAUAGUAUUGCACCGAUACCUAUGUUCGACGCUGGGGAAGAGAUACAAGAUGGUGAUAUAACCGUAGUUUCUGGAUGGGGGAACAUAAGAGAAGGUGGUGGAAUGCCCAGGACGUUGCAAAUAGUAUUGGUUCCAAAAGUCAGCGAAGAGACGUGCACUGCUGCUUACGCUCCUAUGUAUACCAUCACACCAACGAUGCUUUGCGCUGGAAUACCUGAAGGAGGAAAAGAUGCUUGCCAGGGCGACAGCGGUGGGCCCCUAGUUAGAGACGGCAAACUUGCUGGUGUGGUAUCUUGGGGCUUAGGAUGCGCCAGACCAAAGUACCCCGGCGUUUAUGCCAAGGUGUCGGCAUUGAGACAAUGGAUUGAUGAUCAAUCGGUCAAAUUGAGACUGACUCACAUCUUCAGAAUGUAAUAAAAGCUUUCAAAUGGACAUUGAUUUGUAUAUGUAAUUAAAGAAUUU
Bicyclus anynana (squinting bush brown) is the source of this 887-nucleotide messenger RNA. RefSeq names its product vitellin-degrading protease. Gene Ontology annotation, molecular function: serine-type endopeptidase activity. Lineage: Eukaryota; Metazoa; Arthropoda; Insecta; Lepidoptera; Nymphalidae. Gene Ontology annotation, biological process: proteolysis. The transcript has 5 exons. Bases 60 to 839 code for a protein of 259 amino acids. The record is from RefSeq and is a predicted model, not a curated record.